AAACACGAAGUUCAGAGUGAAAUUGGAUUGCAAUCGUGAAGCAAAGCUCUGUCGGUGGUAGACGCGCUUAGGUAAAGGGGAGUACGUUUGCAGUUGUUUCCCGUUCUGCAGAGUAGACUUUAAGAAAUUAUUCGCUGAGAAGUUAAUUUUUAGUUUGCUGCUAAAGUUGUUUAUAACUAUUAUUUUGAUCGAAAAGUUUAUACUGAAAGUGAUAAUUUUCUAACUUGAAGGAAAUAUACGCACACCAGCGCUUGAGCUGCAGAAGAGCUUUACAGGGAAACAGUGUAUGUGCGACCAAGUGUAUCGUAACAGCAAUAGUGUGCGUGUUAUAAUGCGUGAAGUAGAACAACGAUUGUGAUUGGACAGUCGUUUGACAGGCGCUGAGGAACUUGAGUAGUUUCCUCAAAUAGAGAUUAUAUUUUAGUGAAAAAUCAACAAUCAUUAAAAAAUAAUAGUUUUAAGUCGACAUUUUUGUCAUUUUUAACGAAAAACUUUAGUUUUGAAUCGGAAAGAUUUAUAGUGAAAAGACGUACAAACGCAGCGUAGUAGUACAAGAUGGCGUCCAACGCGACAGCCAAUCAGCGUCGAGCUUUCAUCGCUUUGGUACAGCAUGAUGAAUUUUCAUACGUUUUCGCGUCACUGUUCAGUAGCAGUAGCAGCAAAAUCUAGUGCGUCCUCUUCGUAAAAGGUGCAGAACAAAACCUGAAAUCAGAAAGAGGAAGAGUGUGUGCAAAAUUUUCGACUGGCGCGGAAAAAUCAUCCAGAUUUGCGACCAAUAAUACCUUACGGUUAUGUGUCAUGUAAAGUACGGCGGAAAAAGUAACGAAUUAGACGAAUUAGCCGGAUGCACCCUAGAAAAGAUUUGAAUAUCAAGUCCCAGAUCUUCAGGAUAAUUUAGAUCUAAAACGAAAAGUUAGAACUGCGUUGUGUAGCGGUCAAAAUGAGCAGUCGCAAGUCGAACGCUGGAGCAGGGGAGGGUCCAUCCACGGGCAAACGCCGUGGUCGACCGCCUAAGUCACAGUCGAUGGAACGGCCAAAGGCCAAGUUCCAGUACCACUUGCUUAAGAAGCCCAAAUACUUGUGCAAAGAAGGAAGCGAUUCACGGUUUAGCACGCCAUCAGCGUCUCGGGCAUCUUCGCCACAGGGCAGCGAGGAGAGCCGACCAUCUACGUCGCGCCGGUCGAUUCCGGUUAAAACAGCCCGUGCAACAAAAGCAACGUCAAAAGGCAGAGGUUCUGCCAGUGGAAGUCGUGGACGAGGUGGCAAUAAUCGAAAGAGUUACACGUACCAUGAAUCAGAAUACCACUAUGGGUCGGAUUUUGGAGAUGAUAGUGAUAAGAGCGAUUAUGACGAUUCGAUGCGUUCUGCUAGUGACUCCGACGACAGUCUGGUUAAUGAGUCAGAUUCUGAUUUUUCGAUACACAGUUUUAGCACAUCUACCCUGGGCGGAUGUACAAAAGAACCCUCGCCUGACCCGGUUUGGCUUCAGGAGCGUGAGUUUCCUCCAUUGGAAUUACCGGCCUCUUCGAAAGAUUUGCUGGCACCGAAUAAGAUAGUGCUCAAGUGUACCUCAAUUUAUGAAAUUAUUCGAAGGUUUCGGCACUUGGUGCGACUGUCACCGUUCCGAUUGGAAGAUUUCUGUGCAGCAAUUAUGUGCGACGAUCAAAGCCCGCUGCUUACUGAAUUACAUAUUAUGCUACUGAAGGCUAUCCUGCGGGAGGAGGAUUCGCAGCAGACACAUUUUGCACCACUUGAUCAGAAAGAUAGUGUUAACAUUGCGCUUUAUUUGAUAGACUCUUUAACGUGGCCAGAAGUGUUACGAAGUUACAUUGAAAGUGAUUCCGGAUUAGAUCAGGACGUACUGUCUGUACUUAGUAAUAAUGAGUACCCGUUUGUGACACCAGAAGAAAGAUUGAAAGUGUUGCAGUUUCUAACCGAUCAGUUUUUAAUCACGACUACCGUUCGGGAUGAUAUGUUGCAGGAAGGCCCAAUCCAUUACGACGACCACUGUCGUAUCUGUCAUAGAUUGGGCGAUCUCCUGUGCUGUGAAACAUGUCCGGCUGUAUUUCAUCUGGAAUGUGUCGAUCCUCCACUGGUUGACGUACCAAGUGAGGACUGGCAGUGCAACUUAUGUAAGUUGCAUAAGGUUUCCGGGGUUAUUGAUUGCAUAUCAACGCAAGAGAAGCAAGGUAUGCUUUGUCGACAAGAGUUGUUGGGUUAUGAUCGACAUGGGCGAAAGUAUUGGUUUAUCGGGCGACGAAUUUUCAUCGAAAAUGAAGACUCUUCUGAAGUUUGGUACUUUAGUACCGAAAAACAGUUCACACUCCUGUUGUCAAAGUUGGAUGCUGUAGAAUAUGAAACUGAUUUGUGUAAAGAGUUGGAAGAUCGACGAGAUGAAGUCAUCCGUCAAAUGACGAUCACGGAAAGUAUCACAAAUCAGCAUAAAGGUGGAAAGAAGUCUUACUUUGAAGUAGAUAACCAGCGUCUAACAAAAUUAUUACAUGAGCAAAACGGCGACCGAAUGGAUGUUGACGAAUUGGUUGACGCUGAUGAGAAUGGUGAUAUGGAUGAAAAGUCAAAAGAUGAAAGCGAUUCAAAUUCUUCUGGCAGUAAAGAUGAUGAGGAUAGGAAUUCUGAUGAAAAGCAUGUGACCCGUUCUAAAACAGGUUCGUUGACACCUCGUGCCUUCGGUACUGAAGACAGCAAGAAGAAACAUUCAUUAAUCAAAGAUGAAGAUGAAUCACGUUUAACGCGUAAUCGUUUGAGUCAGAUAUCAAAUGGAACGAUGUACUUUAAACUUGGCAUGGAAAAUGGGUUUAAAAUGUACGUGAAUCAGUACAGCAUCAAUCCAAUUGCUUUGAACAAACCUCAGCGAAACGAGGAACGCGACAAAAAGCGUCAUCUAUCGCAUAAGUUUUCUUUAACACAAGCGUCAGAGUUCAAGUGGUUAGGGGGUGGAAUGUACAGUACACAGGCGCAAAUAAUUUCUACCCUUAAGCAGACUAUGAUUGCCCUAGAACAAGCAAUUGCUUCGCCAUUUUUGCAUCAAAACUGGUCAAAACUGCGCAAAACAUGGAUCAGCGCUAUUAGCUCGUGUACUAAAGCGAAGGAUUUUGCUAAGAUCUUGUGUAUUUUGCAAGCAUGUAUGCGAGGAGUAGUGUUUGCUAGUGUUUGGCAUGAACAAUUAGGGCAUACCAGAAUGUAUCGUAUAACAUCGGCAGAACGAGAGGAGAAAAAAAAGUUGGAGAAACGAGAAAAGCGAGAGCGCGAUGAUGAGGAAGAGCGAAAUAGGAUGACGUUCAACUUUGUCAAGUAUUCGCUCGGGUUGAAACAUCAAGUCUGGAAACAAAAAGGUGAGGAAUAUCGUAUUCAUGGCCAGUGGGAUUGGGUGUGGAUGGCACUUGGCAGGCGGAAGUCUUCGAAAGUCGGCCAGGAAAGAAUAGCAGCCUCUCAUAUUUUGGUUCCCAUAGUAGCAGAAGUUCAUAAAAAACUUCUGAAGUUAGACGAGAAAACGUAUAUUGCAUAUCGAGCAUGUGUGGAUGGUAAAACAGAUCUAGACUUUCUAACGGACAAUGAUAGUUUAAAUAAUCAGCUUAUGGAAAGCUUUAAUCAGUUGGAAACAUUCCCUGUACCAGAAAAAUUCGGAGAGAUCGAUGUUUCGAAAGCGCUAUCCACUCCUGGUGGUAGAAUUUUGUACCCAAAAAUUGCAAAAAAAUGCACAGUCUUAGACUGUUUGCUAGAAAAGCGUGUUGCGCUUCAGGAAGAGGAGGAGCGAAAAAUUGCAAAAGUUAAAUUGGAAGAGGAUGAUAUCGGUGUGAAUGUUAUACAUAAAGCGGAUGUUAAUAAUAUGCGACCUGGUGAGUGUGCUGAAAAGCAACUGCAAGCUAUUAUUAAUUGUAAGAACGGAUCGGCCAAUAAAGCACAAUUGGUGCAAUCCAAUCAGCAGCAAAGUAACCAGAAUGUUGAACAAUGGAACUCAUUGUGUCAAAAAAUAAUUCCAUUGCGUGCGAAAUACCAACAGGUGGAUCGUAGUUCAAAACUAUAUAAAUGCUAUUCUCUAGGCUGUCAAAUGGGUAUGUGCUAUUCACCGGUUUGUGCACAAAAACAGAAGAUUGUUGAUGAAUUGGGUCUCUUGUUGAAAAAAUUUCAAAUUCUUGAUAAUCGUCAAACCACGACUACUGCAAUUGGAGGAACAGCAAAAUCUAUACUGGAGCAAAAACUUACCGAGAGUAAAUCGGAAGAUUUUCAGGGAAUGUUGGGUCGAUUUGCUAUGAGUCGCUACCGCGCUGUGCUCGACGAUUGGGAGCGUGCCCAUCGUAAUCUUAUCGAGUACGAUGAGGAAUUGAUUGACUCGAUGGUUCCGCUUAAAUUAGAGCAAGAGCAUAAUAACAACCUAACGGAUGAGGUGGAAAUCAAGAAUGAAGAAACUCUCGCUCCUGAUAUGGUAGUGAAAGAAGAAAUUGUUAGUACAGAAAAUGAAGUCGAGUUAGAUGGGUCUAGGGAACGAGCGGAUGAUAGUUUAAAAAUGAACGAAAAUUCAAAUUCAAUUUCGGAAAAUUCUUGUGACGAACCUCGCACUACUCGGCGUGGUCGACCGCGUAAUAAUAAAAAUAGUUCGGUAGGAGUGGUGGAAGAAACAGAUAAUAAAAUCAAAGAGGAACAUCUGGUUGUGCCGAAGAAAGAACAUAAACCCAAUCGUAGGUUUACUGCCCCUUCUCGCAGUAUUAAAAAAGAAGAGUCUGAAGAGAAAGAAUUGGCCCCCGAUGGAAGUGUACGAAUUUAUUCAGCUACGUCUACUAAGGGUAAAAUUUAUCUUCGCUCGCCAACUUCGCCAUCGAUCGACAUGGACGUCAAGGUGAAAGCUGGAAAGAAACUAAUAAAACCAAAGUAUCCGGUGGUUAAUUACUUUCAUACUCGCAAAAUGACAACCUCGAUAAUGGUAUUGCCACGACACGAACUGCUAAAAUUAAGUCGAACAGGGGGUCGAUUACCUGUAACAGGUUUUCAUCAUAUGGCGAAAAACAAUUCAGUGUGGCCUUAUCCAUGUGCAAGGCCGAUGUUUAAAACAUGUUGGCUGUAUCGAACAUUAAAUUUAUCGACAUUGUCGGCUGUAGCAUUACAAUUGCGGAUACUUUGGACCUGCUUGCGAUGGGAUGAUAUGGCAAUGAAACCUGCGACCAGUGAUGGGAAACAUCAGGUCACAACCGAGUCCGAAAUAAUGUCCCUGGAGAUUCUCAAACAUCGUUAUGCUGGAGUCUUCAAUGAACGUAUGCAAUACCUCAGGCGGAAAGUUGUCAUUCCGCUAGAGCUACCAAAAACUGUCAGAGAGGUACAAUCUAUUCGAUCUGGGUUACGUAAAAGGAAACGUGCAGAAUCUCCACAGCAAACUGAACCGCAAGUUUCGGAAGAAUGGAUAGACGAAGACAAACUUGAACUUUGGGAGAUAAAGUUAUACGGUGAGAAACAAGAGAAACUUGCUGCUACUCAGGUUCAACCAGUGACCCGAACUAGUACCGGCAAACUUCCACUAAAUCGUCACGCUGGUUCAACUUCAUCAGCUGAUUCCUCAAACUCAUCAACCCCUACCAGCAAUGGCAACAGUGCCUCUGGUUCGAAUUCCAGUGCGGUAAACAAAUCUGCCAUGAUUUCUAGUAAAGCGUCACGUGAGGAGAUUACCGAGAAGAUGGAACAGCAGCUGCGGAUACAGCGUGCUGCUCAUAACCAGAAGCGAGCAAUGGAACUGAAACAGCAACAAGAUGGUUCCACGCCAGCUAAGCAAACGGUUGUUCAACGUCGUAUUAUUGUGAAAAAUCCGGACGGAACAACUAAAAUAAUUCAGCAAAACAUAACACAAUCUGCUGCGAGGUCUUCGUCUUCAGUGACAUCCACACAGCAAAAGGCACAACAGUCUACCAAUUCAGCGAAAUCCGAUGGUCCCCAAAAAGUGCAAAUAAUUCGUGGACCAGAUGGUAAAGUCAGCGUUCGCGGCCUCAAUCCAGGGCAGCAGUUGAUACAGACAGCUGAUGGAAAAUUGCACGUUCUAAGUGCAGCACCCGGAUCAAGUCCGGCUGCUAGUAAGCAAGCAAUUGCGGCUAAAGUUGGUCAAAAGAUUAUCACCAAGGUAGCUGCUGGCCACGUCAAUAGUCCAGUAACGGUAGCAGCUACCUCGGCGACUACCACCAGUACAGUCCAAACCCAACCAUCGCAGCAGCAGCAGGUAGUGCAACAACAGCAACCAACUACCACGGUAGUUAAUUCCCCAGCUGCUCCGCAACAAAUUUUGAACAAAUCCGCAGGAAUUGUCGUUAGAAGUCAAGUUGGUCAACCGAUAAAGCAAAUCAUCCAAAAGCAAGUUGUGCAGAAGGUACAAGCAACUAGUACAACUCCACAACAAGCCGCAUCACCACAAAAAAUUAUUAUUAAUAACCAGCAGGGCACUGUUCAGAAGAUAAUAACUUCAAGUGGACAAUUGAUUACUACUGGCGAAGGUCAAGUGCAGAAAGUUAUGUCCCAGUCGAAUCUCCAGCAGUUGUUGCAAGGCACCGGUCAAAAAGUGGUUGUCGAACAAAAUGCGACUCAAAGCCCGGUGCAGACGCAAAAGGUAUUGGUAGCCACCACACCGACUGGUCAAACUGUCCAGAAGCAAAUUCUCAUUCAAAAUAGUAGCCCGGGAACACCACAACAAAUAAUUAUCAAUCAAGCAGGAGGCCAGAAAGUAGUACAACAGAUUGUUGCUUCUCCUGGCCAGCAAAUUAUGAUUGGUGGACAGAGAAUAAUUCUGAAUGCUGCUAGUGGACAGAAAAUUAUUAGUAAUCAACCAAUUCAAAUACAGCAGAAUCAGCAAAUUCAACAGAUACAACAACAGGUGCAACAAGUCCAAAAAGUGCACCAGAUAGUUGCGACACCACAGCAGCAAGUCCAACAACCACAGCAAAUUCAAAUACAAAUUCAGCCACAACCGCAAUCACAAACGAUUCAAGCGCAGCCUACUGCACUCACUCAGGGUCAGAGUCUAACACAACAACUGUCCAGUGGUAAACUUCAACUAGCCAAUCUGAAUGGUCAACAGGUUCUCAUACGUCCCCUGGGUAACAAUCAAGCACAAGUGGUAGCCCACAUCAAAACACAGCCAAAUGGAACGGCUCAAAUCAUUCCUCUGGCAAACGCGGUUGACCCACCGCCCCAGCCGACACCUCAACCAGUGCAACAAAUUCAAGUUCAAGCAGCGCCGGUUCAACAAACCACCAUCCAACAAGUCGUCCAGCAACAACCACAACAAAUGCAACAGACGUUGAACACAUCGGGAAGUUCACAUACAACUACUUUCCAACAAUUCGCUCAACAGCAACACCAUCAGCAGCAACAGCAACAACAACAGCAACAACAAAUAUUAGAUCCUGUGGAGCAAACUUUAUUGCAAGGUCAACCGCCCGGAACGGUUAUUAAGUGUGUGACAGCACAAGUCAUUCAAACACAGCAAGGACCAAGAAUAGUACUGCAAGGGCUUCAUGGAUCCGAGUUUACACCACAACAAUCAGCUUUGGUGCAACAACAGGUUAAACAGCAAUUGUUAAAAGCACAAGAAUCUAAUGGAAAACAGGGAGUGCUUGGACCGACUAAGAUAUACUUAGCAAUUCAACCGUCCCAACAGGCGGCUACACAACCUCCUCCGCUGGCACCAGUACAAAUCAAGCAUGAAGGAGGUACCACUCAAAUACAACUCCAUCAGCAAGACGACUCUACGGUAACGACCACAACACCAACGGCCGAAGACUCGCAACUGCCAUUGACGGGUUCGCUGAUAAGCACUACAACAACCAUAAAAACAGCUGCAAGCACCAGCAGCAACGAUAGCAAACCGCAGAUUCUGUCGAAUAUUGUAAUAAAUGGUGGAGGUACUACGGCUAUCAACCCGAUCGUCAAGAAAGAACUGCAAAAAGUAUUGGCCAGUAAUUUAUCCAAGCCAACAAUGGUGAAUCUGCAAUCACCGAGUUUACAGCUCUCACCCAUGGGAGAUCAAAUUCCCCUAACAGAGGAAGCUUCAAAUUCACCAAACAUAAAAAAAGAAUCAUCUUGCAACAGCGAAACCAGACGGUUAGAUGAGAAAAACGAUUCGUUUGUGGUUACGCCCGAUUACAUUCAACAAACAAUUAAAAACGCAUUGAAACAGGAAAAUCUCAAUCCAGAGAUUGAGGAGAAGUUACUAAACUUGCAGCGUUAUCAGGAGAAUCAGAUGAAAACCGAUGACCGCGGAAAUGCAGCCAUUGCUCUUCAGCAUAACUAUAGCAACAUGAGCGCUACAAGAGAGCAUAGCACACCAGUAAAGGCCAAAAAGCGAACAUAUCGAGGUGAAGAUGACGACGAUGACUGGAUGAUGGACACUCCGAAACGUCGUCCGACAAAAUCGGUUGGAAAUCCGCUGGGCUCCGUGGAACGAAAGAUUAUACCCGUUGCGACGCCCGAUCCAGGACUAGGUUGUAGUAGAAAACGGGUCAUUUCCCAAAGCGAUUCUGCUGCAUCGGCGGCCGCGGCGGCAGCUGCAGCAGCAAUUGUAGCAUCCGUCAAUGCAACGAAAGAAGCACCGGAUCCGUUACCAAGUUCAACGCCGGUCUCCAUUUCUCGAUCGGAGGCAGCUAAAAAGAGCAACGAAAAACGGAAACAGCAACAGACGCUCAUACAACAACAACAAAGGCAGAAUAAGUUGCAGGCUCAACUAAAUCGCCACAAAGAGCAACUGAAGAAAGACAUUCUCAAGAAGCGAUCUCAUCUCGAACGGGAAUUACAGGUACAAAUUCAGAAAGAACUGUCUGUCGAGCUGGCAGCGCGUUGUAAGCAAGAGCAACAGCAGAUUAAACAGGACAAUAAUGCCAAGCAUGGAGCAACGAUGACUAAAUCUACUGUUGCAGAGAAAAGUGCUUCAACGAAGAAAAAAACAUCUACAACAAUUACAUCCAAAGAACCCACUUCCAAAGCACAAAAGCAUGGAAACAGUACAAACAAAUUGGAAAGAUCAUCCAAAUCAAACAAGAAAAGGAUGUCGAACAGAAAGGAAAAAAUUUAUUGUGUUUGCCGGACGCCUUACGAUGACACGAAAUUCUAUGUUGGUUGUGAUUUGUGCAAUAACUGGUUUCAUGGGGAUUGCGUUGGUAUAUCAGAGGAGCAGUCGAAAGAAAUCAACGAAUUUGUGUGUAGCGAGUGCAAACACGCGCGGGAAACACAAGAACUAUAUUGCCUGUGCAAACAACCGUACGAUGAGUCACAAUUUUACAUUUGCUGUGAUAAAUGCCAGGACUGGUUCCAUGGACGAUGCGUGGGUAUUUUGCAGAGUGAGGCCGAAUUCAUUGACGAAUAUAUUUGCCCGAAUUGUCAAAUAAACAAUUCAGUCAACUUUGCCAACAUGAAAACACUCAGUGCGAAAGAAUUUGAGAAUCUGAAGAAACUGAUCAAGCAGUUGCAGCAUCACAAAAGUGCAUGGCCAUUCAUGGAACCAGUUGAUCCAGAUGAAGCCCCAGAUUACUAUCGUGUGAUAAAAGAACCAAUGGAUCUCCAAAAAGUGGAAAGCAAGGUAGACAACCAGAAUUACAAUACACUAUCGGAGUUCAUCGGCGAUAUGACUAAAAUCUUCGACAACUGCCGCUAUUACAACCCAAAGGAGUCCCAGUUCUACCGAUGUGCUGAAAGUUUGGAAUCGUUUUUUGUACAAAAAAUAAAAUAUUUCCGGGAAAACUUAGUUGAUAAAAAGCCUGGUUCAUCAUCGUAAAGGCAAGUGAUCAAAUUUUUCAACCUUUUGUUUUAUUUCCUUCGUUUUGCAAUUCAUUUGACACUCCGUCUCGAGCACAAUGGGGCAAAAUGGAUUUUUAACUUUGUGUAGACGGUGCCUAAAAAUACAAUAGUUGCAAUCUAGGUUUGAAAUAUGUUUAGUAUUUAUGGUAACAUUGUUUUUUUUUACAUUCACUAAAGAGUGGAACUUAUAUUUCCACGUUAGUUGAAUUAUUUUUAGUAGUAAAAGUAAAUUUAGUAUACCACGAAAAAAUUGAUAUUUAAUUAAUAAUUUAUUUUAGAGCAAUAGGCUAAUGAAAAUUUUCAGCGGAUGGCGAUGAAUUUCUAGAGUAUUGUAAAUAUUGUACAAUAAAGCGUUGUAUAACAUCCCAAAAAUUGUGAAAAAAAAGUUUUGCGGUGGAACGUCCCGUGUGAAAACUGGAUGCUUUCUCAAAUAAGUAUAUAUUUACAAAGGCCUUCUCAGCUACAACAACCAUUUAUAUUCAGGAUUAGUGAAGUGAAAACUACAUAUGUACAAUUGUACAGUUAAAUUUUUGUGUCAUUUCGCUCUUGUCACGAACCAUUAGAUACGUUAAGUACUUGUUGAUGAAGAAUAUGUUUGUUCUCUUUUAUAUUUCCAAUCGGCGCGUUUAUAAUAUUUUGCACAGAUAAAUAAUUUACACUUUUUAACGCUGCGGUGUUACCGCUAAUUUACACUAUAAAUGUAAGAAAAGUUCCCAUACAAAAGGUUUGUUAUUCUUAGAAUACGCAUAUACUUUUCAUGUAAAAAAAUUCUACAACUGUUGAGUAAUAGGGGAUAGCAAACUAUGUCGUAGUCUAGACAUUCUAUUAAAAAUAGAAUGUCUCUGUAAUAAAUGCUAGCAGUACUAAGACUAUUGUACACAAUACAUUUAUUGUACACUAUUUGAAGAAAGAUUUAUUUUCUGAAAAAUAA
Molecule: messenger RNA, 10714 nt
Organism: Wyeomyia smithii (pitcher-plant mosquito)
Lineage: Eukaryota; Metazoa; Arthropoda; Insecta; Diptera; Culicidae
Gene: E(bx)
Product: nucleosome-remodeling factor subunit NURF301
Exons: 17
Coding region: 941-9760 (2939 amino acids)
Biological process (GO): regulation of transcription by RNA polymerase II
Cellular component (GO): NURF complex
Molecular function (GO): RNA polymerase II cis-regulatory region sequence-specific DNA binding
Source: RefSeq, a predicted model, not a curated record